Messenger RNA from Tricharina praecox, 1099 nucleotides. RefSeq lists its product as uncharacterized. Lineage: Eukaryota; Fungi; Ascomycota; Pezizomycetes; Pezizales; Pyronemataceae. The record is from RefSeq and is a predicted model, not a curated record. The coding region runs from base 137 to 916 and encodes 259 amino acids. The transcript has a single exon.
CAAAAGUCUCAAGUUCAGCACUGGAGCGCCGAGGGAGACGAAUAAAGGUCCUCAGCGGUUGUCAAUUUUUCCUGGUUCGGCUUUAGGGGCGCGAUUCGCUUUCAAUUUCGGAUGUCUCAUCCAAUUAACCCCCUCAAUGUGCCCGGAGGUCCUCCUUAUCUCAGUUGCAUGCGUACAUACUUCUUUUCGGUGUCUUUUUUACUUUUCCUUUUGCGUGGACUUUUUCUUACUCACAUUGUGUGGAUUUUGCGACCUCUUCUCACUGUAUAUUCUUGGGUUUGCUCUGUAUCUUUGCUCCUCUCUCACUCACAUUCCCUGUUCGAACACCUCUUUCCUUUGUUUUCAUUACCACUCUGCAUUUCCUUCGGUCUCUGGCGAGGUUUGGGUUCUUUGGGUUCUUUGGGUCUGGCUUUUUGCAAAUUUUUCACGAUGGAUUGUUUACUUCUCUCUACCUUUCUUUUCUGUUCAGCGGUGUCAUUUUGGGUUGUGGGGGUUCUUUGCUCGUGGUUGGUUUUGCUUGUGUGCUUGGCGAUAUCACUUUGUGCGGUUUUGUUUCGUUUUCCUGUUGAUUUCUGCGCUUAUUACUCUAACAGCCUAUGGAGUCGACCCCGUCGGCUCCGGAUAUUAUUUUUUGCAUGCCACGAUGGGCUGCUGCGGCGAGAAGAUGUGGGGGAAAGAUGUAUGUAGCAUAGUUGGGAUUGGGAGGUGGCUUUGGGGUUGUGGAUGGGUUGGCGGCGGGUGUGGGGGGUGGUUUGUCUUGAUAGAUGUUGUUGCCGUUGUUGUUGUGGAGUGUAUUGGGGAUAUGGACGGUGGAUUGGGUAUGGGGGGAUUACGGCAAAGGGUAGUGGUGGGUUAUCCACUACUACAUACCGGCAAGAGGGGGGAUAUUUUACCAUCUGACCUCCGGGAAGGAUGAAGGCCUUUACUAUAAAGCAAAGGGAACUUAAGAAAAAAACAGAAUAGGGGAGUAUAUAAAGCUCUUCUCUUCAUAUAAUCUUUUUUUCUCUGUUUCCUCGUCAUCAUCAUCAUUCUGGGUUCCGAUUUUUCCGAUUUUCGCGAUACCUAUCAUCUCCACUCUUUUACCUUACCCGUCGAUCGA